Oncorhynchus mykiss (rainbow trout) is the source of this 1199-nucleotide messenger RNA. The record is from RefSeq and is a predicted model, not a curated record. Lineage: Eukaryota; Metazoa; Chordata; Actinopteri; Salmoniformes; Salmonidae.
GGGCCAGGGCAGCCUAGGCAGGAAGGGUAUAAAGCCAGUAGGAUUCCAGUUUCACUACAACAGGAGACAGCAGGUAGGAGAAGACGCCACAGACGGAACAGACCAUAUACUACUGUAGUGUACCUUUACAAGAAGCCAUGGUGAAGUGUGUAGCCGUAAUUCUGUCAGGGUGUGGAGUCUAUGAUGGGACUGAGAUCCACGAGGCGUCAGCUGUACUGGUCCACCUCAGCAGGGCCGGAGCUAAGGUCCAGAUGUUUGCCCCCAACGAGGACCAAAUGCAUGUAGUGAACCACUGUGAGGGGAAACCCACGGCUGAGAAACGCAACGUCCUGGAGGAGAGUGCUCGAAUCGCCCGCGGCGAUGUGUCUGACCUUGCCAAGCUAGAGAUCACCGCCUUCGACGCCCUCGUUAUCCCAGGUGGUUUUGGCGUGGCUAAAAAUCUGUCUGACUGGGCUGUGAAGGGGAAGGAGUUCACGGUUCAACCCCAAGUAGAGAAGCUGAUUAAGGGGUUCCACGCUGCAGGCAAGCCCCUGGCUAUGUGCUGCAUCUCCCCUGUCCUAGCUGCUAAGGCCCUGCCGGGGUGUGAGAUCACUGUGGGACAGGACAAGGAGUGUGAGAGAUGGCCCCAUGCCCAGACGGCAACUUCCAUGAAGGAGCUGGGCUGUAAACACGUGAAUAAGAAAGUGGGGGAGGUCCACAUCGAUGUGAAGAACAAGCUGGUCACCUCCUCCGCCUUCAUGUGUAACGCUCCCAUACAUGAGGUGUUUGACGGGGUGGGCGUCAUGGUUACAGAACUGCUCAAACUGGCCUAGGACACGUCUGAGAUUCAGAAUACUGAUUAGCUGAGCUUCUCAAAAGGCACCCUGUUCCCUUUAUAGUGCUGAUGUGACCUUCCCAAAAGGCACCCUGUUCCCUUUAUAGUGCUGAUGUGAUCUUCUCAAAAGACACCCUGUUCCCUUUAUAGUGCUGAUGUGACCUUCCCAAAAGACGGGAAUAGGGAGCUAUUUGGGAAGUGACCUCACGAUCAUGUUUGUUGUUGUUGUUGUUUGUUUACCUGGAGACCCUCCUGAUGGGAAUGUAAUGGACACACAGAAGAAGCAGAAGAAGAUAGUGUUUCUGUUGCUUCAUCUGUCUGACUGUGGGAUGACUUGUGUUUUUAUCAACCUCGUAAUAAAAGUAAAACCAAAUUCUGGAAUGAA